CGCAGAUGCUUUCCUGGAGGUAAAGCAAGAAGUUGUUCAAGAUGAUGAAAGUCGUGUGUCUCAUUGCGCUGCUCCUGGUGUUCUUCGUGGCCGCAUCCUCUGCUGAUGGGGACAUGUCUCAAGUCCACGCAUAUCGGAGAGAAGAGGCAGUCCUUGCGAGACGUCUGACAGCACGUUCAAGUUCCGGCAGCAGCUCCAGCAGCAGCUCCGAUACUACCCCUGCUCCUACCCCUGCUCCAACCGCAACUCCUGCUCCUGCUCCAAGUUCCAGCAGCAGCUCCAGCAGCAGCUCCGAUACUACCCCUGCACCUACCCCUGCACCUACCCCUGCUCCAACAACAGGUUAA
Messenger RNA from Haliotis rufescens (red abalone), 347 nucleotides. RefSeq lists its product as uncharacterized. The coding region runs from base 42 to 347 and encodes 101 amino acids. The transcript has 4 exons. The record is from RefSeq and is a predicted model, not a curated record. NCBI's taxonomy places the organism in Eukaryota, Metazoa, Mollusca, Gastropoda, Lepetellida, Haliotidae.